AUGGAAAUUGAAUCAGAUAUUCCUAGAAUUCCAGACUUCAAAUUGUCUGAACAACAAUUCUUAUUGCAACACACAGACUUGUCUCAAGAAGAGCGUAAAAAGGUCAUAGAGGAGAUUCUCGAACAAAUCAAGAAGGAAGACCUUGCACCAUAUUAUAAAUAUUUGCAUGCUGAAAUUCCAGAUUUCCCAUAUGAUGAAAAAUUAUACCAAGAAUUGUCAGCCAAGAACGAAACCGUAAUUGAAGAAUUGAAACAAAGGAUUAAAGAUGCGGAAGGAGAAGAAGAAACUGAAUUGGAUGUAGUAUCCACUACUACAAAGUUGGCAGAAUACUACACUAAAAUCAUUGAUAGAAAGAAUGCAACUGAGACUUUCAAACAAGUAUUGGAAUUAUGUUCUGGAACUGGUAAUAAAAUUGAUCAUUUAUUGACUUUGGCAAGAAUCGAUUUCUUCUUCAACGAUUUGCCACUGGUUCAUAAACAUUUGGAACAAAUAGCUCAAUUGAGUGAAAAAGGGGGAGAUUGGGAACGUCGUAACCGUUACAAAGCAUACAAUGGUAUUUAUCUAUUGGCAACUAGAAAUUUCAGUGAAGCUGCUAAAUUGUUGAUUGAUUCAUUAGCCACAUUUACUUCUACAGAACUUUGUUCAUAUGAACAGAUCGCCCAUUACGCAACUGUUGCUGGUGUCUUGACUUUGGAUAGAGUUGAUUUGAAGGACAAGAUCAUUGAUUCCCCAGAAAUUUUAUCUAUUUCCUCGUCGGCUCCAGACUUGGAACCAUUGAUGAACUUGACAAAUUCAUUGUACACUUGUCAGUACAACUGUUUCUUUCAAUACCUCUUGGAGUCAUAUGACAAGUUAUUGUUGCCAAAUAAGUAUUUACAUAAGCAUGCUAACUACUUUAUCAGAGAAAUGAGAUGCAAAGCCUAUGGUCAAUUGUUGGAGAGUUAUAAAUCAUUAUCCUUAAAAUCUAUGGCAAACAAUUUCAACAUAAGUGAAGAGUUCUUGGAUCAAGAUUUGUGCAAGUUCAUUCCUACCAAGAAGUUGAAUUGUACUAUUGACAAAGUCAAUGGAAUUAUCGAAACUAAUAGACCAGAUAACAAGAAUAACCAGUACCAUUUAUUGAUCAAACAAGGUGAUACUUUAUUAACAAAAUUACAAAAGUAUGGUGCAGCUGUUAAAUUGAGUGGUGCUGAAAGAGUUGUAUAG
Candida tropicalis MYA-3404 is the source of this 1203-nucleotide messenger RNA. RefSeq names its product proteasome regulatory particle lid subunit (gene RPN7). Gene Ontology annotation, cellular component: proteasome regulatory particle. The coding region runs from base 1 to 1203 and encodes 400 amino acids. The transcript has a single exon. Gene Ontology annotation, biological process: proteasome-mediated ubiquitin-dependent protein catabolic process. The record is from RefSeq and is a predicted model, not a curated record. Lineage: Eukaryota; Fungi; Ascomycota; Pichiomycetes; Serinales; Debaryomycetaceae.